GUCGAGUUCACAGGACCUGGUUGCCCUUGCGCGGAACUGCGCGCAGGCGGACGACGGCACUGCGCGUGCGCUGCUCCUGCCCCGCCCCACGCGUUCGUGGUGACGCUCCCGGCGCGGUUGCAUUUGAAAGCUGUGGCCUGGCUGUUGUGGGGCCGACUCGCGCCCGUGCGGCUCGACCUGACUGUGACCGCAACCAUGGAGCUUCAGCUCACCCGGGACCAGGGCAUAACCCUGCGCGGCAGCGCCGACAUCGUCGCUGAGUUCUUCUCAUUUGGUGUCAACAGUAUAUUAUAUCAGCGAGGUAUAUAUCCAUCUGAAACCUUUACUCGAGUACAGAAAUACGGACUUACUUUGCUUGUAACAACAGAUCCUGAUCUCAUUAAAUACUUGAAUAAUGUGGUGGACCAGCUAAAAGACUGGUUAUACAAGUGUUCGGUUCAAAAGCUGGUGGUAGUGAUUUCAAAUAUUGAAAGUGGUGAAGUCCUUGAACGAUGGCAGUUUGAUAUUGAAUGUGACAAGACAGCAAAAGAAGACAGUGCACCAAGAGAGAAAUCCGCAAAAUCUAUCCAAGAUGAAAUCCGGUCUGUGAUUCGACAGAUUACAGCCACUGUGACAUUCCUGCCAUUGUUAGAAGCAGCUUGUUCAUUUGAUCUACUCAUUUAUACGGACAAAGAACUGGUAGUCCCUGAUAAAUGGGAAGAGUCUGGACCACAGUUUAUUGCCAACUCCGAAGAGGUCCGCCUAAGGUCCUUUACCACUACCAUCCACAAAGUAAAUAGCAUGGUGGCCUACAAAAUUCCUGUCAAUGAAUGAGGGGCAUGGAUAGGAAAAUAAUGUAUGUGUGAUUCUCAGAUCUCAUUUCCCUUAAGAUAAUUUAACUAGAAUUGGUGCAUUCUAUUUCAGUGGUUAAACAUUAAAUGGGAAAACUAAUUGUCGGCCGUAGCGGGCAUAAUUAUUCCACUGGCUGUACAUACUUGACCUACUGUAGGGCUAACAGCAUGGCUUAGAGAGGAUUUUAGUGCUAGCCUUUCAUUUUAUUGUGUUUUUGGCUAAAAUAGGUUAGCGCAGAGACGUGGUGAAGCAUUGCUCAGUAAAUGGAAGAAUAUAUUCAGUGGCAGAUGCUAAAGCAUAAUUAGUGGUCAGCCUCUGAAAGGAGUAGGCAUUCUUUUCGAUCUUUGGUCUAGAGUUGACACUUACUUCAAAUAUGAUGUGAGAGGUUGAUGAAUGUAUCAAAAGAGGCCUAAAUAUUACAAUUCUUUGUUCUUCAGUUUUGAUUUUGUUCUCCUGGGAGUAGUGAAAAAGAUUGAUAUUAUGAAUCCAUCAGUUGUAACAAUGACGAAUUCAUUUUGUCACAGAAUGUCAUCUACCUAUAUACUUCUUUGAAAACCAGGAUCUUAAAUACUAUCAGUAUUUGUAUAGCUGCUUAUUAUGCUCCAGAUUUUUCUACUCUGACUUCAGGACAAAACUAAUUUUCUAAAAUGUCUGUCUUUUUUAUAUGUUCUGCUAUAAUCAAGCCUUAAAUGAUGAAAUAAAGUUAAUUUUGUGGCU
Messenger RNA from Monodelphis domestica (gray short-tailed opossum), 1548 nucleotides. It is a transcript of the gene MAD2L1, whose product is annotated as mitotic arrest deficient 2 like 1. Gene Ontology annotation, cellular component: cytoplasm; nucleoplasm; kinetochore. NCBI's taxonomy places the organism in Eukaryota, Metazoa, Chordata, Mammalia, Didelphimorphia, Didelphidae. Gene Ontology annotation, biological process: mitotic spindle assembly checkpoint signaling. The record is from RefSeq and is a predicted model, not a curated record.